AGGGUGCGUAUCAGACUUGACCUAAAUAGGGCUCCCCAUUUUCUCCGUGAACGACGGCCCCGCUCUCUCUCGUCGUCGCCGCCCCGAAGCUAUCGGAGCUGAAGCGUCUUUAUCGUGUAGAGAUGUUGUGUCUAGUAAUUACAUUUGUUCCAGGUGUAGAGAGUUUGACCAAUCGUGUUCAAUCCUUCGAUCUUCUCAAACCUCAAUCGACCCCAUCGUGUUCGAUCUUUCCAUCUCCAGCCGCGUCGACUUCCGGCAUCUAUAGUUCAAUCUUCGACCUCAAUCGACCUUACCUCAACUCAGCUUUGAAGGAGAAAUUAGAUUGGGGUAUUAGAGAAAUCAAGGCUGCAAAUAUAUUGCUUACACAAGACUUUGAACCUCAAGUGGAUGAAUUUUUGAAAAUGUUGGACGAAGAAGUUUUGAAGACGGAAGCAUUUUUUAUAAACAAAGAAGCGGAGCUUUUGAAAAGGGGGAACAUAACGAAAUUAAACUUGAUCAUUUUCUACAUUCAAAGCAUAAUUAAUAAAGCGAGAAUCUGAAGAUCACGUCUAGGAUGAGCUGGUAGAUGAAUUUUUGAAAAUGUUGGACGAAGAAGUUUUGAAGACGGAAGCAUUUUUUAUAAACAAAGAAGCGGAGCUUUUGAAGAGAGGGAAAGUAACGAAAUUAAACUUGAUCAUUUUCGACAUUCAAAGCAUAAUUAAUAAAGGUUAGCACCCGUUCCGCUAUUUCCAUGCACAAUUACGCCUUGAGUG
This is a messenger RNA of Lactuca virosa, 752 nucleotides long. Lineage: Eukaryota; Viridiplantae; Streptophyta; Magnoliopsida; Asterales; Asteraceae. The record is from the annotation of a GenBank genome assembly.